AUGUCUCAAAAUCAUGGCAUGCCAAAUAUCUGGCCCAGCUAUGAUCCAAACACAUAUCCUCCGCAGGGCAACUCCUCUCAACAUGGCAGGAACGGUAUGAUGAUGCAGAACGGUGGAAACAUGCAACGAUAUCAGAUGGGAGGAGACAUGCAGCAAGAUCAAACGACAUAUUGGAAUUCGAAUACCCAACCUCAAUAUGAUAUGCCAGCGACAGGAUAUGCGCCCAAUAAUAUCUACACGGCUCCGUCUACCGCACCACAGUAUUAUCAGCCUCAAGUUCAAGUUCAAGUCCAAAUCCCACAGCCCGUCCAGCAGCAUUAUCCUAUCGAUCAAAGUCGUCCGCAGCAUCACGUACAAUCUUCUUCAAAUAUACCAAUGGAACAAAUCAAUCAUCAGAUGGCACAUACGAAACCUCCGAUUGCGCCACUUAAUUAUCCUCUUCUGAUGGUCUCUCUCGCUGAAGAGUAUUUCGGCGCGGCGCAUGAACUUGCACCAGCAGUAGCGGUUGCCAUGACGGAAGAAAAUGUCCACGAAUAUCACAAACUGAUUACUAUGGGCUUGGAAUGUUUGACUAUUGCCUUGAAGCAAUUGAAACUCCCGGCAAGAUUGGAAGCGAAGGUCCGACUGCGAAUGGCUGGCAUUAUAUACGAAGAGACAAACAACUAUGCAGAGGCAGAGACCAUGCUUGGUCAAGGUAUAAUACUUUGCGAAAGAAAUCACUACUACGAUCUCAAAUAUGUAAUGCAAUUCCUACUCGCUCGGUUGAUGUUCGAGAAGAAUCCAAAAGCAUCAAUGAAGACACUUGACAGCCACAUCUCUGAUGCACAAGCCUAUCAACACAAUGCCUGGAUAUAUGUAUUCCGGUUUCUUCGAGCGUCACACGCCCUGCAAUUAAGGACUCCAUCAGACAAUCAUGCAGCUAUCCAAAAUCUUAGAAGUAUUUCAUAUCUUGCAAACCAUCAGGGCGAUCGUUCUAUAUACAUUGUCGCAUCUCUUAUGGAAGCUAUUGCCCACCUGAAGUCUUCGGGAGUAGAUGGAAUCGAACAUGUUCAACGAGCGAUUGCGGCGGCGCGAACCUAUCAACUUGACAACAAAAGCAACAUACCUCAGCUUAUUGGCCUUACCCAUAUUCUCGAUGUUAUUUGUAGUAUACUUCGUGGUGAUCCAGCUCAGAUGUUAAGUACUUUGAGGGCAAUGCAGCUUGUUAUGGAUGACCUAUUGAAGAAUCCAGCAUGGAGCAUAGAAAAUGACACUCUUGCCAUACCUAUAGACAGUGUUCACAAAGUCAAACACCUUAUCACUCCAGAUACCCGAAAUGUUUUGAGCAUGAGGGAGGAUGGACGAGGCCAGAUGGCCAUGUCAUUCUUGAAUAAAAGAGAUGCAUAUGCAUUAACUUAUCUACUUUCAGGAAUAGUUUUGAUGCAUAAGAAUCCGCUUGAUCAAAAAGCCGUGAGGUUCCUCCACGAAGGUUUAGGAAGAAUUAAGGCCGACGAAUCUCGAGCCAAAGCUUCCCCAGGCCUAUUAUCCGAAAUUAUUGCCAAAAAGCAGUGGCGUGGCCUUAUUCUAUGUUAUUCACACAUGUAUAUGGCAUUCUGUUGCGCUGCUGUGGGAGAUUGGGUACGGGUAAAACAGGAAAUGAGUUCUGUGGCAACUGCUGCGGAGAAGUUUGAAAUUCCUCUAUCUGGAAGACUGGGGACUCUCACAUUGUAUCUCGAAGGUGUCUAUCUCCAAGGAACUGGUGAUUUGAAGGCUGCUUUGAAAAUAUUCCAACAUGAGACGUUCGAAUUAUAUGGGUUGUUCUCGGAAGAUGAGGUAGAGCGUGAUGUUGCCAUUCUGGCUGCUCUCAAUGUUCUCUUGAUCUUACAAGAUGAACUUUGGCAAGAUCCAAUCGAAAAUGUUACGCUCAUUUCGAAACUGGAGCCGUAUUGCGUCAACCACCCUACCAAAGAUAUUCAAACAGCAUUCUCAAUAAUUCGGGCAACUGUCAAAACAAGCAAUUCUGCUAUGAUUCACGAGACCAAAAAUCACCUAUCUGCAGCUUUAGCUAAGGCAAAGGCAUCGCAUAACACACAGUUCCUUUGUCUCGUCCUCAACGUCAUGUGCAGUAAAUUCUUCAACAACUGCUUAGGUGAGCAAGCGGAAAAGAGCGCAUUGGCUGCACUAAAGCAAGCUAAUCACAGCAAAAAUAAGCUGUGGAUUUCUGUUGCUGAAGGGUUAUUGGCGCAAUUCUACGACAUUUCCGGAAAGAGAGUUGAAGCUCAGGCAACCUUCGAGGAUGCUUGUGCUGUAGCACAUGAAGCUUUACCUGGGCAUUAA
Sclerotinia sclerotiorum 1980 UF-70 is the source of this 2316-nucleotide messenger RNA. RefSeq lists its product as hypothetical. Gene Ontology annotation, cellular component: chromatin; SMC loading complex. Gene Ontology annotation, biological process: mitotic sister chromatid cohesion; maintenance of mitotic sister chromatid cohesion. Lineage: Eukaryota; Fungi; Ascomycota; Leotiomycetes; Helotiales; Sclerotiniaceae. Gene Ontology annotation, molecular function: double-stranded DNA binding. The transcript has 5 exons. The record is from RefSeq and is a predicted model, not a curated record. The coding region runs from base 1 to 2316 and encodes 771 amino acids.